UUGUCAUGAAUAUUAUGAAUUUAUGGACUUUUAGCGGUUAUUAGCAGAUGUUUCCACUAAAAAUGCGUGAGGUUUGGUUAGCUGGUUGCUACCCGAUGUUAGCGUAGUUUGUCUCAGACUGGCGCAGCACCGCAGUUUGACACUUCAUGUUUAAUUAAUUUGACUUUUUCAAGGUUGCCAUGUCCUCCUACACCUGCAUCAGCUGCAGAGUGGCUUUCGCAGAGGGAGAGGUGCAGCGAGCGCACUACAAAACCGACUGGCACCGCUACAAUCUGAAGCGCAAGGUGGCAGACAUGCCACCGGUCACCGCUGAAAACUUUCAGGAGCGUGUCCUGGCACAGCGGGCGGCCGCAGAACAGCAGCUGAAUGACGCUGAGAGCUGCACCGUCUGCAACAAGAAGUUCUCCAGCGCCAACGCCUACCAGAACCACCUGCAGUCCCACAAACACCAGCAGGCGGAGAAGCAGGCCCUGCUUGUCGCCCAGAGGAAAGUGGAGAAGAUGAACGAGAAGAACCUGGAGAAAGGACUUGGUGAUGAGAAGGUGGAUCACGAUGCCAGAAACGAGGCCCUGCAGCAGGCCCUGAAAGAGCAGCAAAAGUCGAGCCCAGCCAACCAGGGGAAGGGCCAGACAUCACAAGGAGUGACAAGGCAGAGGACGGAGAAGCUGGAGAAACCUCCCAGGAUGAUGUGGCUGGAGGAGCAAGCCAAGAGACGCGAGAGAGAAGAGGGAGCCACAGCCCCUGAAGAAGAGUGGGAGGACGUGGGCGAGGAGGAGGAAGAUGAUGAUGAUGAGAUGGAGGAGGAUGAAGAUGAAGAGGUGACGAUGGAUCAAGAGGAAGGAGACCCUGCGGCUCUGUCUGACCCCCAACCCGCUGCUCUGCCGGGCUCCAUCCCCGUCACCGACUGCCUGUUCUGCUCCCACCACUCCAAGUCGCUCAUGAAGAACGUCGCCCACAUGACCAAAGUCCACGGCUUCUUCAUCCCCGAUGUGGAGUUCCUUGUCAAUCUCAAGGGCCUCAUCUGCUACCUCGGAGAGAAAGUCGGUGCCGGUAACGUGUGUUUAUGGUGUAAUGAGAAGGGCCGUUCGUUCUACUCGGCAGAAGCAGUACAGAGUCACAUGACAGACAAAAGCCAUUGUAAACUCUUCACAGACGGCGACGCUGCCCUGGAGUUUGCAGACUUCUACGACUUCAGGAGCAGCUACCCAGACAGGAAGGAGGGAGGGGAUGCUGAAAUGGACGAAGAAGAGCUGCCUGAUGAUAAGAACCUGGAGUACGAUGACGAAACGCUGGAGCUGACUCUCCCUUCAGGUGCUAAGAUCGGCCACCGCUCCCUCAUGAGGUACUACAAACAGCGGUUCGGAGCUCCGAGGGCGGUGGCACUGACCCACAAUAAGAACGCUGUUGGCAGAGUCCUCCGGCAGUACAAAGCUCUGGGCUGGGGAGGAGAUGGAGGCAACAGCUUGUAUCAGAAACAGAGAGACAUGCAGUACGUGCAGAUGAUGAAGUCAAAAUGGAUGCUGAAGAUGGGCAUGAGCCACAACGCCACCAAGCAGAAGCACUUUAGAGUCCAAGUCAUGUUCUAAACCUGAACUGGAGGGAACCGAACGUGCAGCGAAAUGCGACAUGGACUUGACAAGAGCUUUGCUGUUUUCCAGUCAUCAAGACUUUGAGUACAGAAUUAAGUACAGCAGCAAAAAUGGUGGUUCCUUGCGCAGUGGCAAAAAGAAAAAUCAAACAUCACGUCAUAUCAGUGAUGCUGUAUUGCAUUUAAAGUAAAUGCAGCCAUGUUGAUUUGAUGUUUUAUAACUGCAGCAAAAACCUUGACUGCUCUUAUAUAUGAGCAGUUACGUAAAGUUGUGCCCUAGUAGGAAAACAAAUUUCCAACUUUCAGACAUCUCUGUAGUCCUGUAAAUCUGUUGGAAAUUGAUUUGCAAUUGGACUCCAGGUGGAAGCGCUGUCGUCUCAUCAACUUCUUUCUUCAAUCUUUAUUAAGCAGGUGGUUUCACUAUUUUGGAUGCAAAUCAGUUACAUAACACACUUUUUUUAAACUAGUGACAGGAUUAGAUCUCUAUGAUUCAACAUGCUUGUAAUGCAUCCACCCAAAUAAAUGUGUUUCAUAUUUAUUGGA
Messenger RNA from Siniperca chuatsi (mandarin fish), 2131 nucleotides. RefSeq names its product zinc finger protein 622 (gene znf622). Gene Ontology annotation, cellular component: preribosome, large subunit precursor. Gene Ontology annotation, molecular function: nucleic acid binding; zinc ion binding. Lineage: Eukaryota; Metazoa; Chordata; Actinopteri; Centrarchiformes; Sinipercidae. Gene Ontology annotation, biological process: ribosomal large subunit biogenesis. The coding region runs from base 180 to 1586 and encodes 468 amino acids. The transcript is spliced from 7 exons. The record is from RefSeq and is a predicted model, not a curated record.